GGGCAGUUAGUUUAGAGUUAUGAAAUGAUCCAUUGAUCUUACUCUCUGCAUAAUAAUGGUAAUGGAAUGUAUUCAAUUCGAAUGUGACUUCAUCUUCUUCACUUAAAUUCUAUCAAAAACAGUAGAAAUCCCCCAAAAAAACCCUCGAAUUUCGAGAAUUUUCUCUCUCCUCACACCCAACAAUAUCUUUGCCGACACAUCAAACAAACAAACCCGCAUCUUUUAUGUUUGCGAAUCUUUUCUCUUUUUUACACAUUAAUUUACCUCCUUAAGUUUCCUUUUCUUCUCAAUUACUAUAAUUAUCACUUCUUCUUUAUAAUUUUUUUGUUCUCUCUCUUAAGAGCAAAACACUUGUUUCUUAUUCGAGUUUUUGUUUGGUUUUAAUGGCGAUUUCUGACCUCAAAGAAAGCGAGAAAAUGGAGAAGAAUAAAAAGCCAAAAGAAGUUAUUAAAUUGGAGCGUGAAUCUGUAAUUCCAGUUUUGAAGCCUAAGUUGAUUAUGACCUUGGCUAAUCUCAUUCAACACAGUUCAGAUAGAGCUGAGUUUAUGAAGUUCUGUAAGCGAGUUGAGUAUACCGUUCGGGCCUGGUACCUCUUACAGUUUGAGGAUUUGAUGCAAUUAUACUCCCUCUUUGACCCGGUCCAUGGAGCUCAAAAGCUGGAGCAACAGCAUUUAUCACCAGAAGAAACUGAUAUUCUUGAAGAGAAUUUUCUGAGUUACAUGCUUCAGGUGAUGGAAAAGAGUAAUUUCAAGAUUGUGAAUGAUGAAGAGAAUGAAAUUGCACACACUGGCCAGUACCUUUUGAACCUUCCUAUAUCUGUGGAUGAAGCGAAGCUCGACAAAAAGCUUUUGAAGAGGUACUUUUCAAAGCAUCCAACAGAAGAUCUUCCGGAGUUUUGUGAUAAGUAUAUUAUUUUCCGACGUGGCAUUGGUAUUGACCGCACUACUGAUUAUUUCUUCAUGGAAAAAGUGGAUAUGAUGAUUGGACGCUUAUGGGCAAAACUUUUGAGAGUGACUGGGAUACAACGACUUCGGUCCAUGUUUUCAAAGUCAGGGAAGCGAACUUUAAAAGAUAGAAAAAAGGACGACGAUCUUGGGUAUGAGGUUGAUCAAGAAGACCUCUAUGUUGAGCGGAUCAGAAUUCAGAAUAUGGAUAUCAGCUUUCGGAAUCUGUUGAGCAAGAUCACUAUUCAAGAACCUACUUUUGAUAGAAUGAUCGUUGUUUACAGGCGAGCAAGUCCUAAAGGAAAAUCAGACAGGGGAAUAUAUGUGAAACAUUUUAAAAAUAUUCCGAUGGCUGACAUGGAAAUAGUUCUGCCGGAAAAGAAGAAUCCAGGUCUUACGCCAAUGGACUGGGUCAAGUUUCUUGGAACUGCAAUUGUCGGGCUGGUUGCUGUUUUGAGUUCACUUGAGAUUAAGGCUGAUCCUUGGGUUGUCAUUGCUGUACUAUCUACAGUAGUUGGUUACUGUGCGAAGACAUAUUUUGCCUUUCAGCAAAACUUGGCUGUAUAUCAAAAUCUAGUUACCCAGUCUAUGUAUGACAAACAACUUGACAGUGGAAAGGGAACUCUUCUUCACUUAUGUGAUGAUGUGAUUCAGCAAGAAGUAAAGGAGGUGAUUUUGUCAUUUUUCAUACUGAUGGAACAGGGUAAAUGUACUAGAGAGGAUCUUGAUCUACACUGUGAGGAAUUAAUCAAGGAAGAGUUUGGUGAGAGAUGCGACUUUGAGGUGGAUGAUGCAGUUCAGAAAUUGGAGAAGUUGGGUGUUGUUUCUAGGGAUACCAUCGGCAGGUAUUUUUCUGUAAGCCUGAAGCGAGCUAAUGAGAUAAUUGGGACAACAACGGAGGAGCUUGUUAUGAAGGCAAGACAGGCCGCUGGCAACAACUCCUGAUGAUCUCUAUGCUGAGGGAAAGCACUUGUAAUCUGGCUUUCUCUAAUGGUUCCCUCUUGAUGUAAAUACUGCAGGGAUUAUUGUGUUGUCAGCCGUUUUUCCAAGCUCUCAGCAUUAAGGUUUUGUAACUAAGGCAGACAAAACUAGGCUGACAUUUAAAUUCUUUCAUUGAUAUGCCUAUAACUAUGCAAUGCUGAUAAACCUUUGCAGAGUUUGCUAAUUGUAGUUGCAGAGUGCUAGUGUGCUCUUGUUGCAUCUGUACAUUUUCCUCAAUAAAUGGAAGUUCAGGAUAUGAGCUUACACCA
This is a messenger RNA of Beta vulgaris subsp. vulgaris (sugar beet), 2194 nucleotides long. RefSeq lists its product as uncharacterized. Bases 384 to 1889 code for a protein of 501 amino acids. The transcript is spliced from 15 exons. The record is from RefSeq and is a predicted model, not a curated record. Lineage: Eukaryota; Viridiplantae; Streptophyta; Magnoliopsida; Caryophyllales; Amaranthaceae.